ACCCAUGUGGAACCCAAGGACGCAGCCACUCUGCUGAGAGCACGGCGGCCCAUCUCUGGAGACCGUUACCUCGAGACGGUGGCCCUCGGCCCUCCACCUCCGGCUGGGGCAGGGGCCGCCCAUCUCCAAGUCCCCAGCCAUGACGACCUCCGCGCUGCGGCGCCAGGUGAAGAACAUCGUGCACAACUACUCGGAGGCGGAGAUCAAGGUGCGCGAGGCCACCAGCAAUGACCCGUGGGGCCCGCCCAGCUCGCUCAUGUCGGAGAUCGCCGACCUGACCUUCAACACAGUGGCCUUCGCCGAGGUCAUGGGCAUGCUGUGGCGGCGGCUCAACGACAGUGGCAAGAACUGGCGGCACGUGUACAAGGCGCUGACACUGCUGGACUACCUGCUCAAGACGGGCUCUGAGCGGGUGGCCCAUCAGUGCCGCGAGAACCUCUACACCAUCCAGACGCUCAAGGACUUCCAGUACAUCGACCGCGACGGCAAGGACCAGGGUGUCAACGUGCGCGAGAAGGUCAAGCAGGUGAUGGCCUUGCUCAAGGACGAGGAUCGCCUCCGGCAGGAGCGGACCCACGCCCUCAAGACCAAGGAGCGCAUGGCGCUGGAGGGCACGGGCAUUGGCAGUGGGCAGCUGGGCCUCGGUCGCUCUCGCGGUUCCCCGUCCUCCUACAACUCCUCCUCCUCGUCCCCCCGCUACACCUCCGACUUGGAGCAGGCCCGGCCCCAGACAUCAGGAGAAGAGGAGCUGCAGCUCCAGCUGGCCCUGGCCAUGAGCCGUGAGGAGGCUGAGAAGGAGGUGAGGUCCUGGCGGGGAGAUGACUCCCCCGUGGCCAAUGGCGCUGGGGCCACGGUCCGCCGUUGGCAAGACAAAAAGCCGGAGAGAGAAGAGAGAAAGGAGGAGGAGAAGCUGGAAACCAGCCAGUCCUCCAUCCUGGACUUGGCAGACAUCUUCGCACCCACCCCGGCCCUGCCCUCCACUCACUGCUCCGCUGACCCAUGGGACAUCCCAGGUCUCAGGCCGAACACAGAGCCCAGUGGCUCCUCCUGGGGGCCUUCUGCAGACCCCUGGUCUCCUAUUCCCUCAGGAAGUGCCCUGUCCAGAAGCCAGCCCUGGGACUUGCCCCCUAUGCUCUCCUCCUCUGAGCCCUGGGGCCGGACCCCAGUACUGCCCGCCAGACCCCCUUCCACAGACCUCUGGGCACAGAACUCCCCCCAGCACAAACUCCCCGAUACUGGGGCUGACCCUUGGGGGGCCUCAGUGGAGACCUCCAAUGCACCUGCUCUAGGUGGUACCUCGCCCUUUGACCCAUUUGCCAAACCUCCAGUAUCCACAGAGACCAAGGAGGGGCCGGAGUGUGCCCAGGCCCUGCCCUCGGGGAAGCCCAGCAGUCCUGUGGAGCUGGACCUGUUUGGAGACCCCAUCCCCAGUUCCAAGCAAAAUGGCACUAAGGAGCCAGAUGCGUUUGACCUGGGUGUACUGGGGGAAGCGCUAACCCAGCGCAGCAAAGAGGCCCGAACAUGCCGGACUCCAGAGUCUUUCCUGGGCCCUUCAGCCUCUUCUUUGGUCAACCUUGAUUCAUUAGUCAAGGCGCCCCAGGCUGCAAAGACCCGAAACCCCUUCCUGACGGGUCUCAGCGCUCCAUCUCCCACCAACCCGUUCGGUGCGGUCGAGCAGGGCAGGCCCACCCUGGACCAGAUGCGCACCGGGUCGCCGAAGCUGGGCUUGGCGGCCAGCGGGCCGGUCGGGGCGCCCUUGGGCUCCAUGACCUACAGCGCCUCCCUGCCCCUCCCGCUCAGCAGCGUGCCGGCCGGCGUGACCCUCCCCGCCUCGGUCAGCGUCUUCCCGCAGGCGGGCGCCUUCACACCGCCGCUCGCGAGCCUGCCGCAGCCGCUGCUGCCCACGUCGGGCUCUGCCGGGCCCCUGCAGCAGCCUCCGCAGGCCGGCACCAACCCCUUCCUUUGAGCGCAGCCCCGCCCCGCCCC
Odobenus rosmarus divergens (Pacific walrus) is the source of this 1986-nucleotide messenger RNA. RefSeq names its product epsin 3 (gene EPN3). The record is from RefSeq and is a predicted model, not a curated record. Gene Ontology annotation, biological process: endocytosis. The transcript has 8 exons. Gene Ontology annotation, cellular component: endosome; plasma membrane; clathrin vesicle coat. Gene Ontology annotation, molecular function: phospholipid binding; clathrin binding. NCBI's taxonomy places the organism in Eukaryota, Metazoa, Chordata, Mammalia, Carnivora, Odobenidae. Bases 140 to 1966 code for a protein of 608 amino acids.